AUACAAGCUAAAACCAAAACGACCGCAGACUUCACCGACGGGUUUUGUACUCUCUCUCUCUCUGCCUCUCUAUCAAUUUGUUCAUUUUGGUUUCUUUGUUAGUUUCUGAGAUGGCGAAGCGUUUGAUCCCACUACUGAAUCGGGUUUUGGUGGAGAAAAUCGUCCCUCCGUCCAAGACCCACGCCGGAAUCUUGCUCCCUGAGAAGGCCACCAAGCUGAACUCUGGAAAAGUUGUGGCUGUGGGUUCUGGGAUUCGUGGUAAAGAGGGAAACUUGAUUCCUGUUAGUGUAAAAGAAGGAGACACUGUCCUUUUACCUGAUUUUGGAGGAACUCAAGUGAAGCUUGGUGAUAAAGAGUAUCUUCUGUAUCGAGAUGAAGACAUAUUGGGAACACUGCAUGAAUGAUGUACUACAUGACCUGAAACCUUAAAUGCUGCCUGUUGAAAUAGUUUAUGAGACAUUGUAGUAGGUCAUGAGACAUCAGAUGAAAGAAACAUUUACUUUUCUAUUAUCUGGUUAAUGACACUCUUGAAAAUAAAUCAUCGUCCCUUGUUUUAAUUUAAUUAUUUCCACUUGGUGGUGUUUUAGUUUA
This is a messenger RNA of Corylus avellana, 591 nucleotides long. RefSeq names its product 10 kDa chaperonin. Gene Ontology annotation, cellular component: mitochondrion. Lineage: Eukaryota; Viridiplantae; Streptophyta; Magnoliopsida; Fagales; Betulaceae. The record is from RefSeq and is a predicted model, not a curated record. Gene Ontology annotation, molecular function: protein-folding chaperone binding; protein folding chaperone; ATP binding.